AAAUCUUCCCUUCAAGUUGUGAAAGAUAUUUUACGUAUAAAGUCAUAAACCCUAAAACCUACAAAAUUCUCCGCGCCACCGCUCACUCCUCCUUCUCCGAUCGACGACGAUGAGGCCUUUAGACGAGCAAGAGACUACCGUCGUGUUCGAAAAGCUUCACAAAUUCACAGGUAACAACCUCAAGAACAUCGUCGAGAAUCCCUCUCAUGAAGGCACCGAACCAAAUCCCGGCCGCUACUGCUUCCGCCUCCAGAAGAACAAGGUUUAUUACGUCAGUGACUCCCUCGUCAAGCGAGCCACCAACGUAGCCCGCUCCAACCUCGUCUCUCUCGGCACCUGCAUCGGAAAGUUCACUCAUGGCGGCAGUUUUCAUCUCACUGUUCAGUCGUUGGGGCUAUUGUCCCCCAAUGCCAAGCACAAGGUUUGGCUUAAACCAACCUCUGAGAUGUCCUUUCUGUAUGGAAACCAUGUUUUAAAGGGCGGCUUAGGACGGAUUACUGAAAAUAUUGUUCCCGGUGAUGGGGUCGUCGUGUAUUCUAUGUCGGAUGUGCCUUUGGGAUUUGGAAUUGCGGCAAAGUCCACGCAGGAUUGUAGGAAAUUGGACCCAAAUGGGAUUGUGGUUCUACACCAAUCGGAUAUUGGAGAGUAUUUGAGGAUGGAGGAUGAGCUUUAAAGGAUCAAGGAUGAAGCUGAAUUGAGUUUAUUGGGAAUCGGCUUCCCGUUCCAGGUAUACUCCAGUUGUUCUUGUAAAGUUUGUUGAUCAAUAGGAUUUUGAGCUCAAAUUGAUAUUCUAUUUUAGGCAUCAAGUCAAUUUUGUAUCUUUUGAACACCAUGGUGUGAGAUUUGUCUCUUUAAUUGAGUGUUUAAGUUAUGUGAACGAUGAAACUAUUGCUCUAAUCCGAGCUAUCUAAUAUCAUAGAGAUAAAGAUUUUGCUUA
This is a messenger RNA of Cucumis melo (muskmelon), 937 nucleotides long. RefSeq lists its product as uncharacterized. The coding region runs from base 110 to 673 and encodes 187 amino acids. Lineage: Eukaryota; Viridiplantae; Streptophyta; Magnoliopsida; Cucurbitales; Cucurbitaceae. The record is from RefSeq and is a predicted model, not a curated record. The transcript has a single exon. Gene Ontology annotation, cellular component: preribosome, large subunit precursor; nucleolus; nucleus. Gene Ontology annotation, biological process: ribosomal large subunit biogenesis; ribosome assembly. Gene Ontology annotation, molecular function: RNA binding.